UCGGUUUGUUCCGCGGUAUAUAUUUGUGGUGGUGUUUUUUUUCGUUUACUAAUUAUAGCUCCUGAACUUGUUACGCCUCUUAGCAAGCAGAGCAGCUAGCUAGCUGGCUAGCUCGCUAGCGUUUAUUUUCAAGCUAGCUGCGCUGGUUUAGAUAAGUUACACAGAUGGACUUGGUGAUUUUUUUUUGACGCUGGGCUCAAAAUAAAGUAGAUAUCCGUGAAGAUGGAGAGUUUUAAUCGGCGUUUGAUCGAGCAGUUGUCGACUGUUUUUAGUGUAGCCGCACUGCUAACGCUGCCGAGGCUCUUCAGAAAAUAAAGCGUAGGCUCUUGCCAUGUGUUAUCCCGCUAGACUCCUCUGUUUUUCUGCGAGUCGACGAUUAGACUAAAGGGGAUUGUACGUCAGGUGAAAUUGUCCUGAAAUUGAUCUGAACUAAGGCUCGAGUGGACAUUAAAAUAAUAAUGUCCUUUUCUGUGCGGUUUUGUGGGUGUUAGCAUGAGCUGUUUGAAGCUGCUUGCUAACGCUACAGCCACACGCCUAACCAGAUUAAUGUCGCUUAAAAACAAACAAUACGAAUAUUUCACGGAAACUAAAUGUGACUAAAUCUCAAUUCAAAGAAUUUUCCCCUCCUCUUAACCCAUGUUUGCUCUCUUUCUAUCUUUUUUUUUUCCUCUUACAGAUUCAUUACUGAAACGCAAAACGGAGUCUCUGCCACCAGAGAGACGAAAGAGGACAGUGGAAGACUUCAACAAGUUCUGUAGUUUUGUCUUGGCGUAUGCUGGUUAUAUCCCAUCUCCAAAGGAGGAAAGACCAUGGUCUCCAGCCUCCUCCAGUUCACCACACAGCUCUGGCACCUCAGGAGAAGGAGGCAUGGGAGGUGGUGCCAGCUCGAAUAUGUCUGCAAGCUGGGGAGAUGGCAACUCGGACCUACACACCAUUCACACUUUCGUGCAGAAAGCUCGCGCCAACAAAAGUGUCAAGACCAUGCAGCGCCUGCCUUCUGACAGCACCCUACUGGACAAAAUGAGGUUAAAAGACUCUCUCUACAAGGGCCAAGCAAGCAGCAAAGCGGAGCGCAAGAAGGACAAAAAGCUGAAGCGCCUCUCUCUUGGCUCAGGUGCCGGAGACAGCAGCAGUAGCAGCGGGGAAAAGCGUGCCAGAAUCAAGCGCAGCAAAAACUCCAAGCAGCCCAAAAGCCUUAAAAAGCUUAAGAGCUCGGCACUCAGCGAGACAGACUCUGAGACUGGACUCGGCCAUGGAGAGGAGCACGCAGGUCAGCCAAGAGGGCUUCAGUCUCCGAGACCCAGCCUGGUGAAGUCUGAGCGUGAUGAAGCAAGCAGAGAUGCUGAAAUGAGCUCCAGUGAAGGGGAAACGUGGAUAGCAGAUGAGGAUAUCAUGGUGGAGUCAGGAGAUGACUCGUGGGAUCUGAUCACUUGCUACUGCGGGAAACCUUUUGCAGGACGUCCCAUGAUCGAGUGCAACCAGUGCAGCAUAUGGGUGCAUCUGUCCUGCGCCAAAAUCAAGAAGUCCAAUGUCCCGGACAUAUUCUACUGUCACAAAUGCAGGGAAGCGAGGCGAUCAGGCCAUAAAAAAGACAGUUAGAGAAGACGCCUAAAUCCAUGGAAGCGCAACGUUUCCGUCCUCCACUUUUUCUAUCAAGUAUGAGACGAUAACACUGUUUCUGAACUGGGAUGUUCUUUCGAGGCCCAUGGGUUUUUUUUUUUGCGCAUCAGUUCUUCAUAUGUUUGACAAUCAUAUACAAGGUUAAUAUCAAAAUGGGAAUUUCUUCAUGUUUAUAGACAAACUUGUAAACAAGGCUCUUGCUCUCUUCUGCCAGUCCGGUCCAAAUCAUCAGACAGUGUUUUUAGUGCUGGCUUUAUAGAAAAGAUAAAAGAUGGCGACGUAUUCCGAUGUAAAAACCUUUUUACAACAGAGAUCCUUAGCAGCCGAGGUUCGUCUCUUUACAUGAAGAAGUGGUCUGUGUGUAUAGGUUGUUCUUUCUGUUGCUUAUCAUUUUCACAGACAUCCAUAUCGUGAUACUCAAAUUGUGAUUUUUUUUUUGUGAUACUCCAUAUUAACAGAUAGUCUUUAUUAAAUGAUUAGCUCUUUUUUAAUCUCAGUGCAUGUCAGCACCAUGGCAGAUCUGUCAUUAACCUAGCACUUAGCUAUCAACUAUCAACUCGAGGUCAUUCUGUGUGGGGAACAUGAGAUGUUGGACUUGAAAUGGGAACUUUUCAGAUUGGAACAUUUUUCCGUUGGUUGCACUGCUGGCUGUCUUCUUACCGAGUGUAGGCAGUUUCAGAUCGUGCGUUAAUUAUUUUCCUUGGUUUACUUUCGAAGGACAUUUUCAGAGACGAAUGAAUGAUGUUUAAGAGCUUCGCAACUGCCACCCGAGUGUCGAGUCUCACUCAACACCCCUAAUAGUUGUAAUUAUUAUUUGUUCUGUUAUUAUUAUUAUUAUUUUUUUUUUUUUCUUUUUUCUUUUUUAAAAAAAGAGUUUAAUUUGGGUUUUAAUCUCUUGUCGAGGAUCUGGUUAAGAUCACACACCCAGAGAGUUAUUCGUCGUGGAGCUGCUCGCUGAUUUGCUGUUUGAAAGUAGUUUGGAGACCAGAUCUUCACGUGUACAGAAAAGAGUUUAUGCUGCAAGUGUUGUGGCAUGUUUUGUUUAUAAUUUUUUUUGGUUGUUUUUGUUUUGUUUCUUUUUUUUCUUUUUUUUUUUGUGAGGGGUUUUGAAAUUCCCAAAACACAAGACCCUCUUCUCUCCUAUUUUACUCUGUAAAUAUCAUAUCCUUUCAGAACUGUACAUAAUAUGGAAACAAAGAGAAAAGCCAAGCAAAUGUUAUAUUUUUGGCAUCUGAUGUUCUCUUUAACUGUACCUGCAGAAAUAAAGCCUUUUCUUUAUUGGGUAUCCUA
Messenger RNA from Hemibagrus wyckioides, 2910 nucleotides. RefSeq names its product PHD finger protein 23b (gene phf23b). The coding region runs from base 637 to 1599 and encodes 320 amino acids. The transcript has 4 exons. Lineage: Eukaryota; Metazoa; Chordata; Actinopteri; Siluriformes; Bagridae. Gene Ontology annotation, biological process: positive regulation of protein ubiquitination; negative regulation of autophagosome assembly; negative regulation of autophagosome maturation. The record is from RefSeq and is a predicted model, not a curated record.